CAUGUGCGGAUUGCAUUUCUUGUUGGGUCAACCAAUGCACACCCUUCUUUCCAAAUGGACGACCUGGAAACCCAAAGACUGAUAAACUAAAUUGACUUCUUUCAUUAACAUUUACAGGAUUUCGUAUGAUUCUUGGAGUUAACAUCAAGUGGUUGAAAUAGUGACUACAAAAAUGUGAUAUUUCUCGAUAUAAGUAAUAUGCACAUAUUGAUCCUUCAACUCAGCUUUAUUUUUCACUAAUCGCUUUGAAUCACCCAUGAACCUUUCAAUCGGAUACCUCCACCUAUAUUAAACAGGUCCUCCAAGAUAAGCUUCAAAGGCAAGAAGCACAGGUAGAUGUUCCAUGGACUCAAAAAAAUUAGGCAGAAAUACUUGUUCCAACUUAUUGAGAAUGACUGGAAUAUUUCGGUCUAACUUAAUGAUGUCAUCCACUCUAAAAAAUUGACUAAUUUCAGUUAGUGGAUUAAGGACAUGUUUGGGUAGAGAACUGAACGCAAUUGGUAGCAAUUGUUUCAUAAAAAUAUAGCAAAUGACUUUUCAUACAAUGCAACUUCCUAGUGUUAGGAUCGGCAUACCUUUCUAAAUUUGAAGAAUAUCCGCCGGGAAUACUCAAGUCUUUUAACCAUCGAUAAACCGCUUUAGCUUCUUGGGAGCUCAGACUGAAACAAGCAUUCGGUUUUAAUAAUUUUCCAUUAGGUUGAGGCUUGAACUCCAACUCUUUUCGAUUACAUAAAAAUUUUCAUAUAUUGUCAAGCCUUCUCAUUAUAUCUUGCUUUGUCUUUAACAUCCAUCACUGUGUUCAAUACAUUAUCAAAAAAAUUCUUCUCAAUAUGCAUAACAUCAAGAUUAUGGCGUAACAAAUUAUCUUUCCAAUACGAGAUGUUCCAAAAUAUACUUUUUUGUCCAAUUGUGUUCGACCCCAUAUCCUUCAAUUCUACAUGCCUUUCUAGUAUCUAUGAAUUUUGGUAGUUCAUAAACUUGGACCCAUACAGCACCUGAUGACAAUUGAGGAGGAGGCAAAUAUGUUACUCGUUCGUCUUUUUUGAAAUUUGUCUUGUUUCUUCUAUAUGGAUGAUUUUUUGGUAGAAAUCUGCGGUGACAGUCAAACCACGAGCUUUUCCCCCCUUUAUCCAACGUAAACGCCUUGGUGUGUCCCAUACAAUAUGGACAACCCAUUUUGCAAUGUGUACCCCAACCAGACAACAUGCCAUAUGCUGGAAAGUCGUUAAUGGUCCACAUCAAAACAGCUCACAUAGAAGUUUUGUUUACGGGAUAUAUCAUAAGUCCAUUCUCUAAUCCACAACCUCUUCAAAUCGUCGAUUAAAGGUUGUAAGUACACAUUAAUUCCGGCUUUUGGAUUCGAAGAUCCUGGAAUGACGCACGUCAAAAACAUGUAUGGUUUUGUCAUGCACAUAUCAGAAAGGAGGUUGUAAGGGGUUACAAUAACUGGCCAACAUGAAUACGCACUUCCGGACUUUUGGACAUAUGGAGCAAAACCAUCUGAGCAUAAUCCAAGCCUGACAUUUCUAGGUUCUGCGGCAAAAUCAGGAUAUAUUUGAUCAAAGUUCUUCCAUGCUUCGCCAUCAGAUGGAUGUCGCAUAGUGCUUGGACUUAUUUUGUUUCUAUGAUGCCAUGUCAUUUGACUUGCACUGUGCAUUGAAGUAAAUAUUCUUUUUAACCUUGGUAUUAUCGGAAGAUAAAACAUGGACUUUACUGCUACACUAGCUUGAUUACUGUUAAUGGCUCUACUGCAAAAUUUAUAUCUUGGACUCAUACAAAACUUACAUUCCUCCAACAAUCCAUCUUGCGUACCAAACUCAUUGUCAUAAAACAACAUGCAACCAUUAAUUUAACAAUCAAUCUUUCUUACUCUUAAACCCAACUUUGACACCAACUUCUUUGCAUCAUAAAAAGUUGUAGGCAAGUUGUAUUUCAUUGCAGUUGAGUCCAACAUCAUUUUUAAAAAGAAUUCCAAACACUGAUCAGGAACAUUCCAAUUUGACUUGGCGCCCAAUAAUCUCACACACAUUGAUAACUUUGAGUAGGACGAUCACUACUAAAAAUAAGACAUUUGGUUUCAAUAUUUUACAUCAGGUAUCAAGAUAACUGAUGUGAAAAAUAUUUGUCAAAGGAUUUUACAUUAGAUUUUAUAACAAAUUGAUGUGAAAAAAAUUGAUUUAGUGAUUUUACAUCAGACAUUUAACUCCACUGAUGGGAAAAAUAACGCGGUGGCAAACUUGUAUUUAAAAUGAAAAUGGGUUAUAAAUGCUUUUACACCGGUGCUAAAAAUAAUCGAUGGGAAAGGGCUACGUAGGCUUUUACAUUGGUCCACAUAUGCACCGAUGGGAAAAGUGUGCUAAUUGGUCUUUUACAUCGGCCCAUAUAUGCACUGAUGGGAGAGGUGCCCUUAAUUGGUACUCGCUGUUACAUCGGCCCAUGUACAAAACCGACGGGAAAGGCCUUUUUUCCACUAAAACCCUAGCCCCCUUUCCACUAAAACUAAGACAUUCCUUUUUUCUUCUUUCAUCACACGUUUCAAACCUCUCUCUGCCGAACCCGCGACCGCCCGACCAACCCGCGACCGCCGUCCGCCUCUCACCGAGUUCGACUGCCGCAACCGCCGUCUGCCUCUCAUCGAUUUCGCUCUGCGGCCAGCCUUCCUCCUCCGCACAGGUCCGUCUCCGCGGUUAGCGUUCCUCCUCCGCGGCCAGACUUCCUCACCGGUUAAUUAGAUGGCUAGUAACGAGGAUCAACCACAAGAUGAUACUAUUGAUGAUGGAUAUCAUGAGAACAUUGUUGAUCAGGAAGCAGAAAUUAGAAGAGGAAUAACACUUAUGAAGAGAGUCAUUCGAGAUAGAGACCGAAGCAUACUUUUAGAUGCGCAUUGGAGCGAAAGUGGCCUACUAAUUGAGCCUAACGGUUCAAAGAUUACAAGUUUUAUUGGUACACUCGUAAGGAAUGCAAUUCCAAUUACUUGUGAUGAUUGGAGAGAUACAAAUUUGGGAAAAGCUAAAGACAAACUUUGGAUUGAGAUACAGAGGAGUUUCAACAACUUGGAGGAUAAUAGAAGAAAAAAUUGUCUUAAAUUGGCCGGAAGACUACUAAGAGGGUUUAGGACUUUUUUAACUAGGAGAUAUCUUAUGGAUGCGAAUAAAAAUUUUGUUGAUGCAGAUUAUCCAGAAAGAUAUAGCAGUUUGAUUUCACGUGAAGAAUGGGUAACGUUUAAAGCAAAACGAAAAAACCCAAAUUUUCGGAGUAGAAGUGAAACAAAUCGGCAAAGAGCAUCAGGUCCCCUAUAUCCAUACAGAAAAGGGCGUAUGGGAUAUGGACGCUUAGAACAGUCUAUUUUAACAAGGGAGAGUGGUCCUGAAACAUCUGUUCCACCACAUGUUUUGUGGAAGGAAGCCCGUGUAGGAAAGGAUGGAGUUGUCAAAGAAGAUGUUGAAAAAGUUUUUGAAAAAUGCGAGACUCUAUCUCAGUCUAUAUCUCCAGAUGAAAGCAAUGAUUGCAGGAGCAUACUUAGCCGCGCAUUAGAUAUUCCUGAAUAUUCUGGUCGAGUGAGGGGUAAGGGAUUUGGAAUCACUCCUACAUCCUUGAAGAUGAAAAAACAGAAGGCUCCUAGAAAUAGAGAACUGCAGGAAACCUUGUAUGCACUACAAGCUGAAGUCCGCGAAUUGAAAAGGGAAAAAGAAUUAAGAGAGCAAGCUUCGGGUUGUAAAGCUACUAGUGACAAAGGUAGUAUCGGUUGUAAUUUUCAACCGAAUCUUUCAGAGGGCAUUUCACCUUGCCAACUCUACUUAUCGUCACCGACUUAUUGGAUGGUUGGCAAGGGAAAAGUGCAUAACACUUUGGGAGAGUUACUUCACACUAGACCGCUCCCUACUGGCUGUUUGAAAGUAUCGGUUGACACUGCUUUAGAGAAGGAUGCGUUAUUACUGCAUCCUGACGAUGUUUCGGAUGCCACAUUGGUGGGAGAUGCAAUAGGUUCGUUUGUUGCAUGGCCGUCAAGCCUCAUUAGUGUAGAUGAUGAGACUCCAACAAAAUCCAAAGCAAAAGACAAGGAGCUUCCGCAGAAAAUCGAGUCAGUUGCAUCAAUGAAAGAGAUGCAUGCUAAAGAGAUUGAAGAUGUCAGUAAGGGUAAGAAGCCUAAAAAGGUUGUUCCUAAGAAGACCGCAGCUAAGAAAAAACCUACUCCCAAUAAGUUUAGGUCGUGCCUUUUCACAUUUUUACAACUCUCUGAUAUUCCGCAAGGAAACACCUAUCUUGUACCUAUGGAGGAAGAUUUGUUUGGUAUUGAGUAUCAAGAAACAAUUGGUAUGGAGGAUUUUGAACAAAUUUUUGAACAUACGCAAUUAGGCCUCGGUAUUAUUGAUACAUACAUAAGGUUUUUGUAUGAAAAAUUGAUGCACCCGAGUGGAUUGAGGCAAAGAUUCGCUUUCUUAGCUCCCUUCAAUACCAACUUAGGGUUAAUCAUAUCUAAACCGGAUGAAGUCAUGGCUGGACAUUGGUUUUUGGUCGCGAUUAAUCCUAUCAGAGAAGUUGUAUAUUUUCUGUAUUCCUUACACAAUGAUCUAAUUAGUACAUACGAAGCUAUGAAGGAGUUGGUUGAUACCGUUAUACAAGAUUUUCGAGCACAGAGAGGAAGUCAAGUACCAAAGAGUAAAGCCAACAACAUCACGUGGAUUCGAGUGGAGUGUCCUGAGCAGUGUAAUGAAGUAGAUUGCGGUUUUUACAUGUUGCGAUUUAUGAAAGAAAUUCUUCUUUUGAAUCAAAUAGAGAUUCCGUCCAAGUACUUUGAUGACUUCAAGUGUGCUACUUACUCAAGAUCUAAGUUGGAUGAACUUAAGGAGGAUUGGUGUCAAUUCAGGAUUGAGUUGAAAGUUGAAUAGGUAUAUUGAAAUCUUACUAUAAUUGAUCAGAAUUUUGAGUAUAGCCAAGUGCAUGUUGCAAUAUUUGAUUUAUCUACAUAGAUUAUUUAGUGAUAUGUAGGCCGUUUGAAAUACAUUCGUGGCAAAUGUAGAAUGGUUUUAUGGACACUAAUGUAGAAUGUUUUUCAACUUUAUAUUCUUUUGUUUUUGGUUUUCUGUUAUUCUGUUUUGUGAUUGUAAUGGUUUGAUGCAUGGAUAUUGAAGGGUAAAAAGGUUACAAUUGCUGGCAAGAAGAAAAAGUAGAUAUUUAGCAUCCUUUUGACUUGUGUAAAAAAUAACAAUGUUUUGGAUGAUGAAAUUGUUUUCAUUGAAUUGGAUGUAAUUUUGUUGUUGUUUAUUAAUAUAUUCUUAGCA
Molecule: messenger RNA, 5282 nt
Organism: Vicia villosa (hairy vetch)
Lineage: Eukaryota; Viridiplantae; Streptophyta; Magnoliopsida; Fabales; Fabaceae
Exons: 13
Coding region: 2733-4889 (718 amino acids)
Biological process (GO): proteolysis
Molecular function (GO): cysteine-type peptidase activity
Source: RefSeq, a predicted model, not a curated record